CGUCCCCCUCCCUCGCUCGCUCUCCCCCAAUUCCCCUUCCUCUCCGUCGCCUGAGCUCCCUCCCUCCCCGCACUGCGCGUAGGCGGCCGCUGCCCACCCUCCCCACUCCUGGUGCUGCAAGCGGUGCCCCGCCCUCCCUCCCCGCUCCUGGCAAGCGAGCGGCCGCGACUGGCGGGCAGGUGAGCGGCGCCGGGGGCCAGGCCGCCAGCGGCCGCAGCGAUUGGGCAGGUGAGCGGCCGCAGGGGCCAGGCCGGCGAGCAGCUUCGGCGGCCGGGGCGACGAGCAGCAGGAGGGAGGCAGAAGAGCGACGCCGGUGGCGAGCAAAGCAUUUGCGUGUCAGCGUGAGGGCAGAAUCGUCAUUUCGCCAUCCAUCUCCCACUAUCUAACGGGGCCUAAAUAAGUGCAUAGCGCCCCCUCCCCAACCCGCCCAUUGCGCGAGUCUGCUCUAGGGUUUUUGCCGCCGCCGCCGCCGCCGCCUCUCUCUUUCCCCCGGAUCCCCUCCCACCCACCGUACACCAAGAUGACGGAGCAGACCGCCGAGGAGCUCGCCGCCCAGAUCGAGCAGCAGAAGCUCGAGGAGCAGAAGAACGAGGCAGAGGAGGUUGUGGUUGAGGACGAGGAUGAUGACGACGAGGACGACGACGAUGAUGACAAGGAUGAUGAUGAGGGGCAAGAAGGUGAUGCCAGUGGCAAAUCAAAGCAAAGCAGGAGCGAGAAGAAGAGCCGCAAGGCCAUGCUGAAGCUUGGCAUGAAGCCCAUUACUGGUGUCAGCCGUGUCACCGUGAAGAAAAGCAAGAAUAUACUGUUUGUCAUCUCCAAGCCAGAUGUGUUCAAGAGCCCGAACUCUGAUACCUAUGUCAUCUUCGGUGAGGCCAAGAUCGAGGACCUCAGCUCCCAGCUGCAGACCCAGGCUGCUGAACAGUUCAAGGCUCCUGACUUGAGCCAGAUGAUCUCCAAGCCUGAAACAUCUGGCCUUGGCCAGGAGGACAACGAGGAGGAGGUCGACGACACUGGUGUCGAGCCCAAGGACAUUGAGCUGGUGAUGACCCAGGCAUCCGUCUCAAGGCCCAAGGCUGUCAAGGCUCUCAAGGCAGCCGAGGGCGACAUUGUCACUGCCAUUAUGGAGCUGACAAAUUAGAGUUUUAUUUUUGUUGCGGUCGAAAGCCCCUUCCCCCAAUUUGUAGUGUUAUGCAGCUUGAGUGUUAUCUGUGGACCAUAAUGCUUAGAUAAUUUUAUCAUGCUUGCUUGCACUUCGAUUAAGUUCAUCACAACAUGGUUCACUUCGUUAAGGUCAUCGCGACAUGGUUCUCUUCGGUUAAGGUCAUCGCAACAUGGUUCCAUCUUUUCUGGUUUGCUUACAGCAACAGUCUAUAGCUUAAUGCUGUUUCUCUCUGGCAUUGAUAUAAUGAUAUUUCAGCCA
This is a messenger RNA of Setaria italica (foxtail millet), 1420 nucleotides long. RefSeq names its product nascent polypeptide-associated complex subunit alpha-like protein 1. The record is from RefSeq and is a predicted model, not a curated record. Gene Ontology annotation, biological process: protein targeting to membrane. Bases 521 to 1138 code for a protein of 205 amino acids. Lineage: Eukaryota; Viridiplantae; Streptophyta; Magnoliopsida; Poales; Poaceae. The transcript has 4 exons. Gene Ontology annotation, cellular component: cytoplasm; nascent polypeptide-associated complex.